This is a messenger RNA of Rhododendron vialii, 900 nucleotides long. Its product is annotated as mitochondrial import inner membrane translocase subunit TIM14-1-like. The transcript has 3 exons. Bases 236 to 568 code for a protein of 110 amino acids. Gene Ontology annotation, biological process: protein import into mitochondrial matrix. Lineage: Eukaryota; Viridiplantae; Streptophyta; Magnoliopsida; Ericales; Ericaceae. Gene Ontology annotation, cellular component: PAM complex, Tim23 associated import motor. Gene Ontology annotation, molecular function: ATPase activator activity. The record is from RefSeq and is a predicted model, not a curated record.
UUUCCCGUUGUAUAUAUUUCGACCCCUGUGAUGUUUGUGGGAACCGCUAGAAAGUUCCUUACAAUCGAGACAUCCCUUCCUUCCUUCCUUCGUCCAUUUCAAAAUCCAACUUCUUUGAAAUUAAUUUGUUCAAAACCGGUGGAGUGUUACCCAAGAAUAUUCCGCGUCCAAAAUUGCAACUUUCGAACAAUCCAGGAAAAAAUCAUCUUCUCUCUCUUAGCUCUCAAUCGCAAGUAUGGCUACACCGUUGAUAGCAGGAAUUGCCGUUGCAGCUGCUGCUUAUGCUGGUAGAUAUAGCAUCCAAGCUUGGCAAGCAUUUAAAGCAAGACCACCAAGAUUACGCAAAUUUUACGAAGGGGGAUUCCAGCCUACAAUGACAAAAAGAGAAGCCGCUCUUAUUCUUGGAGUGAGGGAAAGUACUCCGGCCGAUAAGAUUAAGGAAGCGCACAGAAGGGUGAUGGUGGCAAACCAUCCGGACGCAGGUGGUAGCCAUUACCUUGCUUCUAAAAUCAAUGAAGCUAAAGAUAUGAUACUCGGAAAGACAAAGGGGAGUGGCUCUGCUUUCUAAGACAAAGCUGCUUCGGUCAAGGUUUUGGGAGAUGGCCGCUCCCAAAUGGUGUUAUCUGCAUCAAUGAAGUUUUGAAAAUUAGAGGGUCUGUUGUUCCAUUAAUCUUUUCAAGCCAGCAGUUGUAAACUACUUGGAAGUUGGAAUUUUUGAAUCCAUUUGAGCUUAUUGAAUGCGGGAGAAACUGCUUGAUUUGUGACUUGUAGCACCGGUUAGCUGUCGAAAUAAGUUGCUCUCGAGACAAUGAUAGUUUAUUGAAACUUGAACUUGACUUCUGUGGAAUUCUUCAAGGCAACAGCCAUUUGCAUGAUAUUGGAGUAUGGUUUGGUAAUGAA